AUGGGCAGUUAAUGUUCGAAUUGUUAGAGUUGUUAAAAAAAAGAUGAAAUAUUAAUAAGUGAAUUUCAUUAAUAAUCAAUGAAUCAUUAUUCACAUAAUGAGCGAGAUAAUGAGGAAGAGGAUGAUUAAGAAAUUUCAUUGAAAGAGUAAUAAUAAUAAGAAGAAUAGAAAGAAUAGAUUUAAGAUUAAAUAGAGCAGGAUAUUCAAAAUUUAUCUUAGGUUGGAAAGAAAAUGGAAAUAAAUUUAACUUCUUGUAAAUAAAUAUAAAAAUAGUUAGAGUCUAAUAGUGAUAGUUAGAGAAAGAAAAAUGAGAUGGCAUUUAGAAAUCAUGAAGAUAUCUUAGAAACAUUAGGAAGUAGAUCAAAUUGUAAAUAGAGGGAGAGAAGAAGCAAGCAUACAUUUAAGAGUGGAGCAUAUUAUGAAGGUGAAUGGGUGGGUUAAUAAAGAGAUGGGAAUGGAGUUUAAGUAUGGUUGGAUGGUGCAAAAUAUGAAGGAGAAUGGAAAAAUAAUAAGGCAGAAGGGAAAGGUAAAUUNAAAUAUACUCAUUGA
Molecule: messenger RNA, 549 nt
Organism: Paramecium sonneborni
Lineage: Eukaryota; Ciliophora; Oligohymenophorea; Peniculida; Parameciidae
Source: the annotation of a GenBank genome assembly